AUGGCCGGGUCGCUGGGCGCCCGCCUCGCCCGGAGCCGCUUCUUCGGCGGCUUCGUGUGCGGGGCGGCGCUGGGAGCCGCGGCCUCUGCGCUGGCUGCCCGCAAACUCCUCGGGGAGCCCCGUCUCCCACCUGCGGCCCUGCAGAGCUCCGUGGCCGCCGCCUCGGCAAAACAGCAACCGCCGCUGCCGCCGCCUCAGGAGGGUAAGCGAGCGAGUGCGCAGGCGCAACUGCCGACCCGGCUCGCUUGCGGGAGCGCUGCUCUCCGGUCACGGCGGCCGGAGCGAUGGCUGAGGGCGCCCGUUGGCGACGCGCGGCUGAGGGGGAAAGUGGGGCCUGCUAUACAGAAGGCUGCCCUCAGUCAGCGGCGGGUCUGCGCCUGCAGAGCUUUCCACUAAAGAUCAUCAUAUAAAAAAGGAGACCGGAGAGGAAUAUUGCCGAUAUAAUGCUUACAAUUUUUUUUUGUAAUAAAAGGAUUAGCAACAGCUAAUUUCGACAGUUUCGGGAUAAUUUGAAGAGUUUUCUGUUUUCCCGCCGGGCACCGGUUUGGGUAGCAUUUGGGCGCCAUGUUAAAAAAAAAACCAAACACAUUUCAGGUGUUCUUCAUGACGUUUUUGCUGUUGAUUUUUCUCCAGCUUUUUCCAUGUUGUUUUCCUGGUGCUUACCUUUUACCAUAUUGUUGAUCUGGCGCAGUUUCAAAUUAAAUAGGAAUAUGGGAAGGUGCUUUGCACUGAAUUGGGACCCUUGCACCAUCCAGUUCAGUUUUGCCUACACGGACUGGCAGAGGCUCCCCAGGGUUUCAGGCAGAUGCCAUUGGGAACUGAACCAGGAAUAUCCUGGAGACAGAUUGUCUUCUACCAGGCUUUCCAAAACGUGGGUCUCCACCUGCUUUUUGGACUACAGUUCCCAUUAUCCCUGACCACUGGUUCUGCCAGCUAGGGAUGAUGGGAGUUGUGGUCCAAAAACAGCUGGAGACCCAAGUUUUGGAAGCCCUGUGUGCCUGAGCUGAUUAUCACUCUUCCCCAAGAUCAGACCAAGGGCUCAUUUAGCCCAGUAUACUGUUUUCUACAGUGGCCAGCAGUUGAAAAUGAAAUGUUCACAUUUCCUCAAAUGCUUACAUUUCUCUUCAACACUUAAAUAUCUUUUUUUAAAGAAAAAAAAUCAGUUUAUCUAGAUUCAACUUUUAAAUGGGACUCCUGGUGGUCUCCCAUUCUUAUCUAUCCAUCUUUAGUUAAAAAUUUCCCUCUCUAGCCACUAAAACCCUGUUAGCGAUUUCUAAAGAAAAAAAGUAUUGCACAAAUUUACAGUGAAUUUGCCUUUUAUUAAUAUGGCAUUUUAGGCCCUUAGGAGUCAUGCUAGUUACAUUUUACAGCAUGGUCUGAAAAAAUUGCACACAAGAGAACAAAGUAUUGGUUUCUUUUAUCUAUUGCUUUCUGUUUAUAACAAUUUAUGUUGAAAUAAGUUGUUUUUAAACAUUUGUUCGCUUUUGUUUCUGCAAAAGUAAUAUGUUUUUAAAUGCAAACAAUGGGGUUUUUUUUUACCAUGGCACAAAAAUCGAACCAAACAACCUGUGGUUUGUUCCUGAAUUGUUAAAUAUAAACUGAAUUAAAAAUAACAUCUGCCACUUUUCUCCCUGUAUACAUUGAAAAUCAAUCAGCACUGUAUUGAGAAAGUGGUUUUGUCUGGCUGUAUCACACCAGCAGUAAAUUGCUAGCAAUGACAUAUUUUUCAUUUUAUGGUGGCUUUAAGUGUAUUUGUAUAACUGUUAUAAAAAAAUCAAUCUGAAGUGGUGGGCGAAAGGUUACAAGUACACAAUAAGCCCACAUCACUUCUCAACCCAACAACAUUUUAAAAUGUUUUGUGUUUUGAAAGGAUAGAAAGUUUUUAAUUUUGUGAUAAGUGAAGUAGGCUCUCAUCAACCUCCCUUUCAAAUUCUCUGUUGUUGGGUGAUGCCUGGGUUGGUCCUAUCUCUUUUUGUGGCAGGACUCCUCUGCUGUUAGAACACAUCAGACCAAAAGUCAAUCCAGCCCAUAAUUCUGCUUCCAUCAGUAGCCACCACAUGCCUCUGGAUAAGCCGGCGUGGUGUAGUGGUUAGAGUAUCAGCCUUGAACUAGGGAGGCCCAGGUUCAAUUUCCUGUUCAACUAUUAUUUAUUAUUAUUUAUUUUAUUUUGAAACAUGUAUAAACCAUUCAACAUUUUGAAAACCACAAAACAUUGCACAAAAAUUCAGAACAAUAGUAUAUAAUAAAAUAACACAAACCAACAUAGUAUACUAUAAAUCGUCGCCUGCAGACUAAUCUGGGAAGGCCUGGGUAAAAAUUAAAGCUUUUAGCAUGUGUUGAAAGCACAUGGUGCAAUACUUAGUGCAUGCCUUAUUUCCAGGGCAAAGUUGUUCCAGAUACAGUGGUACCUCAGGUUACAUACGCUUCAGGUUACAGACUCCACUAACCCAGAAAUAGUGCUUCAGGUUAAGAACUUUGCUUCAGGAUGAGAACAGAAAUCGUGCUCCAGCGGCGCGGUGGCAGCGGGAGGCCCCAUUAGCUAAAGUGGUGCUUCAGGUUAAGAGCAGUUUCAGGUUAAGAACAGACCUCCAGAAUGAAUUAAGUACUUAACCCGAGGUACCACUGUAGUAGGACCCACUACAUUAAAGGCUCUGCAUUGGGUAAUCAAGAUGGAUCACUAGAACUUACCACACUGUUAGGAGGGCCUUCUUGGGAAAGGUUCUUGAACGGGUGAUUGCAGACCAAAUCCUGGUGCUCUUGGAAGAAACUGAUUUUUUAAUCCAUUUCAAUUGAGGUUUAGGCUUUUGUUAUUAUGGUAUAUAUUUUUGUGUUUUUAUAUUAUAAACUGCCCUAUGAUCUUCAGAUAAAGGGUGGUAUGGAAAUAUAAUAAAAUAAUAUUAAUGACAAUUAGAUUAUCACAGUGACCAGGCAGGAAGCUCACUGGGUGGUCAUGGGCUAGUGAUUUCACUUUUCUCUCAGCAUAACCUACCUCACAUGGUUGUUGUGAGGAUUAAAACUGGUGAAUUUUUAAUCAUUAGGUAAAGGUAAAGGUACCCCUGCCUGUACGGGCCAGUCUUGCCAGACUCUAGGGUUGUGCGCUCAUCUCACUCUAUAGGCCGGGAGCCAGCGCUGUCCGCAGACACUUCCGGGUCACGUGGCCAGCGUGACAAGCUGCAUCUGGCGAGCCAGCGCAGCACACGGAACGCCGUUUACCUUCCCGCUGGUAAGCGGUCCCUAUUUAUCUACUUGCACCCGGGGGUGCUUUCGAACUGCUAGGUUGGCAGGCGCUGGGACCGAGCGACGGGAGCGCACCCCGCCGCGGGGAUUCGAACCGCCGACCUUUCGAUCGGCAAGUCCUAGGCGCUGAGGCUUUUACCCACAGCGCCACCCGCGUCCCUUUUAAUCAUUAGUUCCACAGAAUCAGUUGACUGUACUGAAUGCAUAGUUCCUGGUGGAUACAAUCCAUGCGUCUGAGCUAUGAGGGACAACUAACAGAGACUUCCUUAAUGGUCUUAGUGAUCAGGCAAUUGAGAAGCCAGGCAACCCUGAAGGUACUCUGGAUCCCAGUUGUUAAUGGCCUUAAAAAACUGAUACAAGAAACGAACUUGGCCCAGUAACAUAAGGGUAGCUAGUACAAGCUCAUAAUCAUUGGUGUUACUUGCUGGCAGCAGUCUGGCUCCAUCAGCAGUCAAGCUGCAGCAUCUUGUACCAACUCGAGCAUCCCAACCUGGCCCAAGGGUACCCCUACAUAGAGCACAUUGCAGUAAUAUUGGCACCAUCCAUGUAUGUGGUGCUUUGCAUGGAAAGAAAGCUUAGCCUCAUACACUUGAAACUACCAGAAAUGAAAAGGGUUUUGUAAGUCUUAGGUAAAUUCUCAGUUGUUAAUGGGGUUCUUGGGCAUUUGAUGCCUUUCUGGCAACUCUUCAGUGGAAGAAAACAAAUCCCACAUGUUCUGGCCUUAAAACUCUUUAUUUCUCUCUUAGAACCCAUAACAGAGACUGUGUUGGAAAAGUAUGGAUUUCCUGCAGCUGGAACACAGAUCAGAUAUUACACCAAUCAUGCAUUAUCUUAUGAUCAGGCAAAACGAGUGCCUAGAUGGGUGAUUGAACAUAUUUCCAAACAUAAGACUUUGGGUAAGUGAACUCUUGUGUGCAUUUGUUCAUUGCUUGUAAUUACCGUAUUUUUCGCUCCAUAAGACGCACCAGACCACAAGACGCACCUAGUUUUUGGAGGAGGAAAACAAGAGAAAAAAAAUCUGAAUCUCAGAAGCCAGAACAGCAAGAGGGAUCGUUGCUCCAGUGAAAGCAGCAAUUCCUCUUGCUGUUCUGGCUUCUGGGAUAGCUGCGCAGCCUGCAUUCGCUCCAUAAGACACACACACAUUUCCCCUUACUUUUUAGGAGGGAAAAAGUGAGUCUUAUAGAGCAAAAAAUACAGUAAUUUACUUGUGGGUUAGAAGCAGUUCACUGGCUGUGCACGAGUAAUAGGACCUUUGUUUGAGAGUAAGCCUCAUUGAGCGUAGGGGAGCUUCUGAGUAAAAAAUGCAUAGGAUUCUUCUGUCAGGUGGGUAAAUUAUGUUUUCCACAUACACAAGCUUUCAAUAGUCUUGUAAAGAGCACAAGAUUUCAUAGAUGUGGUUGGGCAGCAGGUAUAAAAGAGGGAUGCUCUGCCUCCAUGGAUCAGGACAUGAGAAAACUGAACCUCACUGCCUGCUAGAAGCCAAGCUCAGCCAAAAUUUAUAGAUCCCGAAGAAAGCAUAUGAGCAUGAAGGUGCUUCUUGCUAGCCCAUAAAUAUUCUUUUCAUCUAUGGGUGAGACUUCAAAUUGAUACAGUAGGUGCAAGAUAGUUAGUGGAUGUCUGUGGAAUUUAAGAGCAUAUCCUAUGGAUGUCUGCUAGUUUUGGGGCAAGCUUGUAGGCAUUUUAGUAAUCCUUCCUUUUUGUUUAUCAUUGAUAUGGACUUGUUCAGUCAAUGAGGCUUUCAUUUCCAUGUGAUUCCUGCCCUUUCUACAUCCUCUUCCCUUUGUGACCCUUAAACAUGUGGAUCUCUGCAGGCAAUGUAGGGUGAUUGGCUAAGUGCACAUGAUGUGUGUAGGAGUAGAGGACUCAUCUGAGGCUUACCAGAUUUCUCGGUGAGAAACAUCAGUAAUAGAGGACAAUCUUCCCUGAAAGACAGCUCACCUACUGGUUUUUCCUUGCAAUGCAGAGUUUCAUGGGAGUCUUGAAUGCACACUGCCAGCUCACACAGGAUAAUAAUAGAGAUCAAUAAGCGUUGUCAGUGCUCCAUGUGAACGGACUGUAUUCUAGGAUAUUGUUUAGGAUUGCUGUUUAUUUUGCAGUUUUGUCAGUUGCAUUUAGUAUAGUUUUUGUUUUUUUAAAAAAAGAAAAGGUUUGCUGAACAACUUGUUUUUGUUCCUCAGGCAAUGCAGACAGAAAACAUUGCAAAUUUAGACCAGAUCCUAGCAUCCCUCCAAUAUUCACUGCCUUGAAUGAAGACUACAUCGGGAGUGGCUGGUCACGAGGCCAUAUGGCACCAGCUGGGGAUAACAAAUAUUCACCAGUAGGACUGCUACUUAAUUCUUGGCUUGUUGUUUCUUUGAAGGGGAGGGGACUGGAACAGAAUCCAUGGUUCCUAAAAUCAGUGACAGAGCUGUGAAAGUGCUUUGAGAGAACUGGAAAAUAUUGCUAACCCAGCCUUCUCCACUUUGGCGCCCAUCUGACAUUUUAGAUUACAACUCACAUUAUCCCCAGCUAAUAUGGCCAUUGAUUAGAGAUGGUGAGAGGUAUUCCAGAACAUCUGGAGACCAACAAUUUGGGGAAGACUGUGCUAGCCAUAGUGACCAGGGGGAAGUGAGUAAUUUAAAAAGCAGAUUGAAUUUGAAGGCAGCAGUUUUGAAAUGUAAUAUAUCAUGUAACAGAAUGAUGUUCUGUGUGUAAAUGUAUUAGAAUGUUCUUCUUGGUGGUUCUUGCUGAAAGAGAUAAACAUUGACAUUUGACUGCUUUAUUCUGUUUCAAUCUGAGCAUUUAAGUAGGUCUGGGUAUCCAUCCAAAAUUUCGUUUACAAUUCUUUUUUCUUACAGAAGGCUAUGGCAGAAACAUUUUAUCUAUCCAACAUUGUACCCCAGAACUAUCAGAAUAAUGCUGGAUUCUGGAAUAGGUAAAUUGCUACUAGAUUAACUAAAUUCAAGGUAAAAUUUUGUUUAGUGAUAUUUUAAACAUUUUAAUCAUGUGUCAGCCUAACCUGGAGAGAGGGAGGCAAGGGAAGAAGACAAAAAAUGAAGAAAUAAACUAGAGAAACUAUGUAGCUUUCUCUGGGGAGGAGUACACAUAUUAGCAUUCUAGAGAUCUAGCCAGAAAGCUCCUAUAGUCUGUUUAUGCAAAGAGAAGUGCUGCCCAGGGCAAGUGGCAGGCAUAUUAAGCCUUACUCCAGGGUUCAUAUAUUUAUUUAUUGAGAUUUAUAAUAUUUCUCUUCCUGAAAGCACACAGUGCACGGCAUUUUAAAGCCUACAAAUCCAAUGGAAUGGAAUGGAAUUCAAUUAAUUAGACACACACUAGCACAGAAAUAGAAUUAGCUCGCUUCAAGCAGGGAAAACAGUAUGAUAAUGGUUUCUGUUAAUUUGGUAGCUACUAAAUGUGGGUGAGUCCAGGAAUGGGUCUCUGCCUACUACUCAUUGUAAACAGAUACACUCUGACCUCUACUUGCUGAGCAUGUUGGAAACAAAGCACUUUCUACCAAUCAGCUUGAAUAUAAAAGGUGCAAAUAAAGUAUUGGCUUUUUAAAGUAUUGACUCAGCAUGUUGGAAACAAAGCAUUUCCACUAAUAGCUUCCCCAAGGUACAGACCAAACAAUAACACAAGCAUGUGCAAAGAUACAUAUGAAUGGAAGCAAACAAGGCAGAGACCUGAUUUGUGAUCUGGUUGCUGAGCUAAAGCGCCAUAUAGGAAUAAACUGAAGAUUAAAGCUCACAUUUGCUCAUCAUGCUUACUUAAUAUAUUUAGCUUGGGAAAUGUUAUGCCAUCCCUAAAAUGCCCCACUGCCCUUCUCUGUUCUAGGUAUGUUUGGAAUUCCCCAGCCCCAGGCUAGUCCAUAUGUUUAAACUAUUUUGGCUUAAUUUCAGGCUAGAAAUGUAUUGCCGGGAACUGACUGACAGAUUUGAAGAUGUCUGGAUUGUUUCUGGACCUUUGACAUUACCUCAGAUGGAUGAUGAUGGGAAAAAAAGGGUUGUGUAUCAGGUAAGCUAUUGAACCUAGCCAUAUAAUUGGAACAAAGUCCUCUUUGAUUUUGUUGGGGGUUUUCUGCCAUGCAGGUUUUCUUAGGAGUUGAACUGGAUGCAGCCUUGGAACUGCAUGUGUGAGAAAGGCAAUAACAACCGGUGGUAAGGUUGCACGAUUUGAGGCUUUAUACUGUUGAGUAGUCCUUUUGAAUUUGCUUUGUGGUCUCAGCUGAUGAAUAUAAAUAUGGGAUCAUGUGCAUAGAAUAGGUCCAGUGGCCCAAGUAGCAAAAUUGAAGUCAUGUAUUGUGAGGAAGGAGUAGUGACAAUUUGUGGGCAGCAAACAGAACUGAGUAAAAUCAGUAAGAGGCAAUGCAGUGCACGCCAUCUCUGCAGGCAGUAGAUACUAGGAAUCAAGUGGUGGAUUUUUAACAGCUGUGCUUACUGUGUGUGAAACAAAUCAAAAUUAUGCAUCCAGAAAAGUGAAGUCCUGUGACUUGUUUAAUAUGAUGCAAGUAAUGUUGUGAAUUCUAGAAAUACGAGAUUAAAAUACGCUUUACGUUUAAAAAAUAAUAAUGCAUAGAUUAAUUAUUUUAGCUCUGGUUUAUAGCUGUAUCCUCUUCAAGCUCACUUAAAUUGUGUUCAGCCAGUGGCUGUGCACUGUUUAAAGUUAACUAUUAAAUUAAUGGCUUUAUACUAUUGUUUUUGUGUUUUUGUUUUGCCCUUAUGGACAUGUGAUUAUUUUUAGAUCUCUUAAGCAAAGAGACGAACUCCCAAAGUAUUGCUUAUGGCAUUGCUCCUUGCUUGGGUUAUGUUACCACUUACUUCUCAUUACCAAAUAAAUUAAUCUAAAGCUGCUGCUAUCUGGUGGCUGAAUUUGGUGUGUAUCAAGGUCUGUGCCAUUGUUUUGUCUGCCUUGGUGAAGCAUUUGUUGCAAAUACAGAUUGAUGACCACACUUGAUAUUUGGGAGACACAUUUGCAGAAUAUAAAUGUAUGUCUGAAAACGUAAAAGAGAAUGCCAACAGGAAGAAUCUCUUCUGUGUCACUGGAGAGGCAGGAGCAGGUUUUCCAUCUUCGUCCAGAGCAAAUCAAAAUGACAGCAUCUUGCUUUAUAUACUGCUGUUCUCUGGAGAAUGUCAGUUUAGUGACUUUUGUCUGCUAGCAGAUCUUUGUUUCUAAAUGUUUCUAUUUGCAAUCAUUUUUCCUCCUACAUUUCACUCAGAUUGAACGCAUAUUAAAUGCAAAAUUUAUAAUUUUGUCACCCAGAAUUCCCAGACUCUGGAUUCUCUCCCUUAUAUAUGCUUAAUAUUUCAUUGAAAGUCUCUUAUUUGAGGGAAUUUCAUUGCUGAAGUAUAUGGACUUGGAUCUUUUAUUUUUAACCCAUGUUUAAUUUAAACAAAGAGAAUGACUGGAUAAAUUACGAAUAAAACAGAAAAUGUUUAGCAAAAAUAAGAAUUCUUUUGCAAACGACUGUAAAUAGUAUCACUCUCACAAAUGAAUAAAUACAAUGCUGCUGUGAGAAACCAUAUUAGGCAGCAUCUCUAUACACCAGGUGUGAGGAAUUUUUGGCCCUCCAAAUGUUAAAAGGUAAAGGUACCCCUGCCCGUACGGGCCAGUCUUGACAGACUCUAGGGUUAUGCGCUCAUCUCACUCUAUAGGCCGGGAGCCAGCGCUGUCCGCAGACACUUCCGGGUCACAUGGCCAGCGUGACAAGCUGCAUCUGGCGAGCCAGCACAGCACACGGAACGCCGUUUACCUUCCCGCUAGUAAGCGGUCCCUAUUUAUCUACUUGCACCCGGGGGUGCUUUCGAACUGCUAGGUUGGCAGGCGCUGGGACCGAGCGACGGGAGCGCACCCCGCCGCGGGGAUUCGAACCGCCGACCAUGCGAUCGGCAAGUCCUAGGCGCUGAGGUUUUACCCACAGCGGUUUUACCUAGGCACUGAGGUUUUACCCACAGCGCCACCCGCGUACCUAUAUGUUACUGAAAUCCCUCCAAAUGUUACUGAACUACAUCUCCCAGCAAGCACAGCUAUCAUGAUGAUGGGAGUCAUAGUUUAGCAACAUCUGGAGGGCCAAAGGUUCCCCACACAGUUUCUUGAGAACAAAGUCCUACAAGACUCAGGUUUACUUCUGCCAUGAAACACAUCCACCAGAAAGCAAGAUGUUCAGAGGGAUUAUUUCUCACGUUGACUUUCGGCAUAUUAAAAACAUUAUAAGGUGAUUUUUAUCAGGUUUACUUUGUGAAUCUGUUGCUUGGAUGCAGCCCACUGUUUAUGAGAGCUGUUCAGAGGCUCUUGGUGAUGUGUUAAUGUAUCGGCUCCAACUGCCUGAGGAAGCAUUGGCCACCAAAAAUGGCUUACUGGCUUGGAUUUGUUUUAAAUAAGCAUGGAUCAGAUCCCUAGUUUUUUCCCCUGAGUUGGAGAAUGCCCUGGAUUGCCUCCCCCAACUGAUUUAAAGUGGAUGAAACAAGCCAAAUAAAGAAGGGAAUUUAUACAAGCCCUCUAGGCAGGUCAUUCUCUUACAGAACUGCCCUUACACUUUAGGAGGGGAUUUUCCAACUACAAAGCCUUAAAUCUAAAUGGCUUGUGAAUUAGCUGAUUAAGCAUACACAUUAAUUAAUGUCUGCCUUGUUAUUCAAUUAUAGCUAUUCAGUUAUGUUUGCCUUUCACUGUUAAUGAUGUUGAAUUAUUCUGUUCACUUUAUUUUAAAAAUGUGAAUAGCAUGUGGAUAAUGGGUCUUACCAAACCUCCUGUAUGAAACCUCAGGAUUUUUCAUUCUGAGGAAGGUCAGAUCAUCUACAUUUUGAACAAUUAUGCUUCUCUGAUGGAUUUCUCAGGAUGCUGGGGAAUCAUACUUUACUAAUUAUUGAUCUGAAAAAGAUUUGAGUACAACACUGGGGACAAACCCUUCCCCCACCAGCCUUGGCAAGCAGUUGUGGGCUUUUAUCAAAUAUUUUUAAUUGAGUUUUAAUGACAAGGGUUUUUUUUAAUUAAAAAAAGAAUUUUUUUCCUGUCUGUCUGUCAUAAACAGUUGUUUUUAAAGAACUUUGACCAGCUGUUUUCACUGAGGGUUUUUCGGAAGAACUUAAUAUAAUUUUUUCUAAGAAAGAGUUUAGAAGAUAGAUUCUAGUUAGAAGAAAGGAGAUUCUGACUAAACAAGAAUUUUCUGAUAGUAAGAGCUGUUCGACAGUGGAACAGACUUCCUCGGGAGGUGGCGGACUCUCCUUCCAUGGAGGUUUUUAAGCAGAGUUUGAAUGCCCAUCUGUCAUGGAUGCUUUAGCUGAGAUUCCUGCAUUGUGGAUGGUAGGACUAGAUGACCCUCGCGGACCCUUCAGACUCUACAAUUCUAUGAUUUCUCAAGAAUUACAGGCAUUUUCUCUGCAAAUAUUCUGUACACUUGGGAUGACUUUUUUAAAAAAGCAUCCCUGUAUUACUAGUAGCUUUUAUAGCAUUGUGAGAAAAUAAAUAAGUGUAUCACUAACAGUACCAACUCAUAAUUUUGCUAAGAAAUUUUGUAUGCUUUAAAAAAAUAAAUUAUAUGCUGAUGGGGAACAAGAGAGUGUGAUAGACACAGUAGGCAGAUUUUCUAUUUAAUACACAAGAUUGGAAUGAUAAACAUCCUUCCAAAAGAAUAAUAAUGUCUGAAGGAGGGAUGCAGAAUUAAUAUGAAUGCUAAUAAUAUCUCCUAAGAAUAUGUUAUCAUUUUCUCAUUAAUUUCAAGGACAAUUACCUUAAACAAUGAAGGCAGGACACAAUACAUUUGUUGCUGCCAAGUGGUACUGUCUACACCUUUUAGGGGGACACAAAAGGAUUCAAUCAUAUCCAGGUCAAGAGAGAUGUCCUAUAUUUCAUUGGCUUUCAUGGUUUUGCUAUUUCAGUACAUAUGACCAAAGCGGGAGUAAAUACUGAAGUAACAUCAAGCAGAAGCCCCUUCGGAGUCUAGGUUUCACAUCAUGUUAACUUGGAGCUCCCUGAAGUCUCCUCCUGAUAGAGCCUUCUGAGAUUGAAAAGCUGGGUAAAAAGGACAAAAGCAGUAAAAAGCAGUCAAUAACAACAGUAAUCCAGAGAGUAAUGGAGUAGUGGAUACUUCAUAUUGUUUUAAGACAGUUGUAACCAGAAAAAUAAAUCUAAUGAAGAAGCGAAUUCUGCCCAGCACCAAUGUUAGUUCCCUUCUGUAAAGGAUGUUUAUAAUAAAGCUCGAGUGAACGGCCAGGCCUGAGGUGAUAUCUGUUAGAAUAAUGUUAUCUUCAGGAAGAUAUUUAAUGGUCAGUGUCAUCGCUCAAGUAACAGCUUGGGAAAACCAAACACUUCAUUGGAGACGCUGUGCCCAAGGAAGCCACAUGCUUAUUCUGAAACAAGAAGGAUAGUGUGUCUAGAAAUCACUGCACAGUUAUAUUGCAGUUAAAUGAAUUUUUGGACCCCACCUUCUCGUUAUUCUGGUCUUAGAUAGCUGAUUAAGCAAGAAACAAGAAGGAUAGUGUGUCUAGUAAUCACCGCACAAUUAUAUUGCAGUUAAAUGAAUUUUUGGACCCCACCUUCUUGUUAUUCUGGUCCUAGAUAGCUGAUUAAAAAAUGAGUAUCAAUAACGUCUGUGGCUCACUUUGAAAGUUAAGAUAAUUCCUCUGAUUUAUGUGUUUCUAAAAGGCUACAAUUCUAAGGUCAUCCAAUGAACUUGACUAAAAUUUGAUUCAGGGCAGACCAGUGUGGCGAUAUGUCCACAUCUGUGGUGGUCAUCACUGCCACAGAAUGUUUUGAUGGCCUGUAGCACCAGCAGCUUUAAAAAUGGAUUAGAUCACUCAUAGGGGUAGUAGGCUUACAGGGGAUUGCUAUCUCCAUCCUGCGUGUGAGCUCCCCUGAAGCACCUGGCUGGCCGCCAUUCAAGGAGAGGACUUGGCUAGAUGGCUCUUUAGCCUGAUUUGGUAUGGCAGUUCUUGUGGCGCAGCCUUGCCUGGAGCGGAACAACAUAGUUUGUGGAUGAGGUGGAGUAAGGUUAUUUUUCUGAGCCUACAGAGUUCCACCAAGAUUUCAAGGAUUCUGAAGUACAUUCGGGAAGGAAAGGGUCACUGGGGCACACAGAGUUUCUGUGGAUGUUGUUUUAAUGCAUCUGACAACAUUGCCUCUGAUGCAAGGCGAAGUGUGCAGCGGUGGAUAAUGUGUGCUGGCAGCUAAGUCUUGAUGAAAUUUGAUUUCUAUUGACCGUACCCUGCAGAAAUCUCAGGUAAUUGCCAUCUCUGAGGCAAAGGUCCAGUGAUAUCCACUAAUUUUGUUUACAGUGGCGGCAUUGCAUUGCCCACUCACUAGAGGGCACUGACUCACAAAGAUCUUGAUAUAUUUCUUCUUACACUCUGCCUGUUUAUGUUGCCAACAGAGCAAGUAUCUUUUUUUAAAAGGUGUAGAGUCGGUCAUGACUGGACCUAAUGGUCAGGGGUCCCUUUACCUUUACCUUUUUAUUUCUCUAAUAGUUUCUUCAGGUCACUUUCUGCUAUAGCUGGAGAAGGGUUAUAUGACAGCUGUAUGUACUGUUGCUAAAAGAACGCUUGAUCUGGGGGAACAGUUGGCAGGCAUAGUUCUACUGUUAUGUUUCGUAUUACCAACUUAAGGGAAAGAUUGGGUGAAAAUGCAUUUUUCUUCUAAGUUUUAAGUGGUGGGUUUUUCAGUGAUUUUCUGGAAGCAUGAAACACUACCUGCCUCUAUGACCCAUUUGGGUUUUUGUAUUGGAAAACUUGAUACUUUUAGAGAGUUCUAUGUAUUCUCUGUCCCAUAAAAAUGAGGCCAGUUUUGUGCCAUACAAAACCCACAUUUUGUAAAUGGAAGAUGUGAUGUUAGCUCACAUACUCCCAGAGAUACCACUUACAAUUUAAAAAGUGAAGAAUAAAUAGGGCUACAGUGUUUAAUUGGUAAAUUAGUCAAUGAAAGUUGUAGUUGAUUAAUCAAAGGUAACUUAUAAUUCAUAGGACAGCAAAUUUAGACUAUUUUUGCUUUUUAAAUACUAAUUUUGUUUGGAAAAUUGCAAUAAGAUGUUAAAGGUGGUGUUUCUUUCUGACAAUUAGAAGUAGUUUUUGUUUAUCAAAUAUUAAAAUAAUGUCAAGGUUGCAGGUUUGAUCCCCAUAUGGGACAGCUGCAUAUUCCUGCAUUGCAGGCGGAUGGACUAGAUGGGUUCCUUCCAACUCUAUGAUUCUAUGAUCUAUGAAAAGUUAUUUUACUUUUGGUAUUUCAAAAAAAGCACUUACAUUGACAUUUGGGUAAUAUGCUGAUUUAUCUAAAUGUAAUCAAUAAAUAGUUUCAAAGGCAGAUGAUUAUUCAGUUGGUUUUCAGUCAUAGUUAGUGCCUAAAUUCCAUUGAAAUAAAUGGGUCUUAACAGUGCAAUCCAGCACAGUUACAUUGCUUUGAUCUCCUUGAGAACACAGGAAGCUGCCUUAUACUGAGUCAUACCAUUGGUCCAUCUAGCUGUUUUUGUUUGUUUGUUUUGUCUAUGCUGUCUAGUGGUAGGGUUGCAGAGGUUAAGUCUUCCCUUGCCCUACCUGGAGAUGCCAGGAAUUGAAUCUGAGACCUUUUUCAUGCAAAGCAGAUGCUCUAUCACUGAGCUAUGGCCCAUAUACCUCAACAUAAUCAUGACUUAGCAUAGGAUUGCACUAUAAUUACUUAACUGCACACCAACUUUUAUUUGGAUUAUGCCUUGAAUGUGAAAACCCCAUCACAUUGCCAGCAUUUAUUCCCACCACCAAAUGAUAAGUUCAAAUAAAUGUUUUUGUGACACCUACAAGAAGUUCAGAUUUGGGUUUGGGUCAGGUCGUCUACUGAUGCCAGUUUCAGGGUUGUGCAGUAGCCAUUGUGAACACAGUUUGUUUGGGGUAAUUUAUUUUGCUCCCAGGUAGGGUAGAAUAGAAAAGGGAUGUGGGUGGCGCUGUGGGUUAAACCACAGAGCCUAGGACUUGCCGAUCAGAAGGUCGGCGGUUCGAAUCCCUGCGACGGGGUGAGCUCCCGUUGUUUGGUCCCUGCUCCUGCCAACCUAGCUGUUCGAAAGCACGUCAAAGUGCAAGUAGUUAAAUAGGUACCACUCUGGUGGGAAGGUAAACGGUGUUUCCGUGUGCUGCUCUGGUUCGCCAGAAGUGGCUUAGUCAUGCUGGCCACAUGACCGGGAAAGCUGUACGCCGGCUCCCUCGGCCAAUAAAGUGAGUUGAGCGCCGCAACCCCAGAGUCGUCCGCGACUGGACCUAAUGGUCAGGGUCCCUUUACCUUUACUAGGGUAGAAUAGAAGGGACAAUGGUUCCUGACAUUCAGUCCUAUGAAUAAUGUAGUAUGUGUCUAGUAAAGUUAGAAAUUUUGACCAAUAUUCCAGCUGAAACACACCAUCAAAUGAUUCAAAGUCAUGAGACCCAGAUUUCUGCAGCAGUACGAAACCGAGAGAAGCUAUUACACUGGGCCAUUGUUCCAGGUAUACUUUCAGUAAUUGACACUGGUAGUGAAAUGCAGACACAUUGCUUUUUUUCAUGUGUUGUAAUCAUUCGCUUUGCACACUUACCUGUCAUAGCAGAUUGGCAUUCUCCCUCUCUUUAUUGACCUGUUGUAGCUGCUUUAUUUGGGUGGGCUGUAAAAUGGGAAGAGUUUCCGCAAAGCAAGUACUAAGGUUGGAACAAAGCCCUGACAUGCUAAUAGCAGGUGAUGGGGCUAGCACCCCUCACUGUGAGUGCCCCAGAAAUACAGUUUUCUCAGCCACAGGAUCUCAUAAAAUAUGAUUUAGCAGUGGCUGGUGAAUUUGGGGCAUUUAUGUGGGUUAAGCAUAGACAAAAACAACAAAGCAGCUCAUUUUUUCCAGCUUUGAAUAAAUCACUCACAAGUUCCUGUUGCAAUAAAACUUGCUGCUGGUCCCAAAAGGUUUUAACGACAAUAGAUGAUCAUAACUGAACAAUGGUGGCUUACUGUACACAUUUGGUGUGGCUGGUCCCUCCUGUCUUCAGGAGAGAGCAUUUCUGGUCAGCCCAGGACAAAGCUUCACUGAUGGAACAGACAUGCCAUCCUGGAAUCAACUAGCAAAGAGACUUUGUUGAAAGCCUAGGUGUCACCUUAUCUUAAAUCAACUCGGGUAGAGGUAAUUGUGUUAGAUAGAUCUGACAUAAAGGUAUGCCUUUGCUAGCUGUUCCUUUUUAUACCAGUCUCAGCAAAAUCAGAACAGUGUGGUGGCAAGCCACUCUCUGUGGUCUCCCACAACACUGAAGUCUUCCAAACUAACCCAGUGGUGUCAACAAAUCUAUAUAUAGUAAGUUAGCAGAACAAAAUUGAUAGAGGUUCAGCAACAUGUCCUGUUACCUCUACCCGUAACUGUGAUUGUAUUGUGAAUUAAACCACUUAUUUCCCCCCACCCCGUAAGCAAUGCCUUGCUCUAUUUCCUUAUGAGCUGUGUGGUUUUGGAUCCUCUCUUUGUGCUAAUGAUAGCGCCAUCUGGUUGCUACUGUGCCCAUUUUGUGGAAGGUACUUAGUAGUCCAUUUGCAGGACUCUGAGGUGGGAAGAAGGCCAGUUAUCUAGACCCAUUCUAGAUCCAUUCGAGUUUCAGGAGGGAAUGGGCCUUGGUUGCCCUAAUGGAUGACCCAGAAGAGGGACAGGUUCUGUGUGACCUUGUUGCUUUUGCUUGAUGUCUCAGUGGUUUGUGAUACCAUUAACCGUGGUAUCUUCCUAAACCACCUCAGUUAUGCUGUGAGGUGUGAGUCAUGCUUUGAGGGUAUUUUUUAAAAAUGAAAGGGUGUAUAAAAAUGAUUUAAAAUAAAUAAUCUAUAUACAAAACCAGAUUCCAUAUUUUUUAAGUUUUAUUAUUUUUAAAGACUGUUUUUAUGUUUGUUUGUUUUUGUAUUUUGUGACCUGCCAUUUUAUGAUGAAAGGCUGGAUACAAAUCGUACAAAUGAAACAGUAAAUUAGUUAGCAUGAUGGGGGGACCAAAUUCCACAAUGUAAUACUGUAGUUUGUUUUUAUUUGUGCUAGCAUUUAAAUCACAGCAAGUCUUUGACACUGUAAAAAGGCCACUGCUGUUCUUUGGCCAGUCUGUGUCGCUGUAGCAGCAGAAGAUGCAAAUGGUGACUCUCUCAUCAUCCCUUGUAUGUGAAUAGAUGAUCACAAAUCAAAGAAGACAUGUGUGCAUGAAUAGUUUUCAGAUGCUUUCUGUUCACUUACCAUAAGGGCAUAUGCUCUCUGUCUGUCUCAGUCAAGCAGCGAGAGAAAUGUGUGUCGGAUCUAAAUUAUGGAAAUGGAUGUGCAAGCUCUUAAGUAGAGCACCUACAUCUAAAAAGCCACUAGGUGGCACUCGGGCAUAAAAUAUCCAGAGUCCCAUGCUUGAACCGCUUCUCAGAAUGAAGACAUUACUUUCAAAACUACAAAGACAUAGCUUAUGAACAUGCUGAUAUUUUUUCAGCUUGCUUGGGCUGAGCAAUCAUGUGGAACAAUGCACAUUACCUGUCUCAAAAAUGCACUAUAAUCAUAAAAGUCUUUUGCAGUGCCGUUCACGUGGUGGGAGUUAGUCUCUUGUUCUUGUUGUUGCUCUGUCAGUUGAUUGGUAUUUUCGCUACUUCUGUGCAAGAUACUGCUACCUCCCAUUACAAAUAAGAAUGCACUACCAUAGCUGAUCACAUAAAAGUACACAGUCUUUAACCACUUUGUUGUGCUCCAGAGGCUCUGAUGGAUCCUUGUGGAUGUCGGAGCUCUGUGCAUGAAGGCAAAGGCGGGCCAUUCCAUUUCACCACUGGAGGCAAAACAGGAAGGUGCUGUGCUGUGCUGCCCCCCACCCCAAGCCUCACUUCCUGGGGUCACACAGCAACGGCUUCCGCAGAGAUCUCAUGAGCUCUUGCUGGAAGUUGCAGCAGUAGUUGCACAACUCCACCUGUGGUGGGUGGAGCACCUGCGGGGGCACUUCUGCGCAGGUCCUACAUGCAGAGACCACCCACUUCUCUCUCAUGAGCCGUGGAAGUCCAGGAUUCCAUGCUGUUCACAAAACGGGUUCUGUAACUUUGAAAAGAACAAGAAAGCUAUUAUAUCUACAUAGCUGAGUGGUGUGUGUGUUUGUGUGUCACUCAAGACUUGCUACAUGGAAUGGAAUGAAAGAGGAGGAAGAUCAGUUUAAGAAUUCCAGAAUUUUUAACAAGCGUAUCCUUCCAACUGAGUAUGGGGAUGAUCCUCCAUUGCCAGUGUUCUUCUCCCCUCCCAGCAUAUAUCACCCUUUACAUUUAUUUAUUUUUUAAAAUACAUUUAUUUGUUUAAAUAAAUACAUUUAUUUAUUUAUUUAUUUAUUUAUUUAUUUAUUUAUUUAUUUCCCACCUUCCUUCCAAAAGAGCCCAAGGCAGCAAACACAUCAGUACUUUUAGAAUAUUAAAAAUAUUCUAAUAAUUCUAAUAAAAUAAUUCUAAUAAAACCAUUAUUUCAACCAGAGAUCUCAAGGUUGCCAGGAAUAGUUCCUUUCAGCCAUCAAAUGCCUGGAUAAACAGGAAUAUUUUCAAAUUGCUUCUGAAAGUCAAUACAGUAAUGAGGGAGGCAGACACACCUCACUAAGUGGGCAUUCCACAAACAGGGAGCUACCACUGAAAAGACCGUGUCACAGUUCAGUGCCAGCUGGGCAGCCCUCAGUGAUGAUACCACCAACAUCAUGAUGAUACCGCUGAUUGUAGCAUCUGAGAUGGUUGAUAUUGCAUAAAUAUAUACUUCAUACUUUCAGCAUGGAGCCCCUAGUCACAUGGAAGCAGUUUUUUGUUUUUUUUCCAGGCCUUGCUCUACCCUCAGAUAUGUGCAUACAUGCUCCAGUGUGCUUUUAUGUGCCUAUUUAAAGCAUUUUUACUCCCAGAGUAGCUUUCAAAUAGAAAUGCAGUCCUGUCUUCACGCAGUGACUGUUGUGAAAAAAGUUCCAUAAAUUGGGUGAAAACCUGCUCUCAUAUAUGUGACUAUAUUCUAUAGCAUGUGAAGCAGAGUGUGUUGGUCCUAAGUCUGACAUACUGAUACUAAAACCAUUUUUGUUUUUAAGCUAUGACCUGGAAAACAGCUUGUGUGUGUUAUGAAUGAAAGACAUCCAUCUUUGGUAAAUAUUUUCUUUUCCUGCAAUCACAGCAAAUUUAGCACCUCUUCAUUUUGAUCAGUUUAAUGGCAAAUCAGUUGUAUAGGGUACAAGAGGAAUUUUUUGCAAUCAGUGUUCUGAAACAAUCUGUGGGGAAAAGACAAACAUCAUUGUUGAUUUAUACAGCAUCUGUUUAACCGUCCUGAUAAAAUGUUUUCCCCAAGCUUGGCAGUACCACUAUAAGCCAGUUUUAAACUGGUUUCAUUGUCAUGGCUCCCCUAAAACCAACUACAGUAGACUCGUCAGCUUUCCAGAAGAUCAAAGAAUCAUUUAUACUAAUAGCAAACAUUCUCUGAAAGCUGAUACCUACUUAGUCAAAACUGCUAUAUCCAUGCACAAGAGUGAGGUAUCAGCAGACUCAGGGGAACCCCAAGGUUUGCAGAAGUCCAGAAAAAGGGAGGGGAGACAUACCUAAAAAAAACAGCCCAAAGAAGACUGAACAUGCUCAAUGAUCUAUGUGUGUGUCAUUAUGUUUGUAUUUUUGUAUUUCUGGCUUUGCAUUUUUUCUGUUUUGGUAUUAUUUGCUUGUUUUAUUUAGUGUUUGUAUGAUGCGUAAGUAUAAAUAAAGUUAAAAAAAAAAGCAUGCUCAAUGAUCACAAAAUGCUGACUGGCUGUUGUGUGGGGCGUAUGUUAGGAUAUGGGAAAUGGAGGGCAGGGGAGAAGGAAAAGGAAUACAAUAUCUUGGAAAAGGUGAUGGCCCUGAACUGAAAACUCUACAUUUUGUCACUUGUCCCUCUUGUUCUUUAUAAUUGAGACUGCUAAUCUGUUCCCAGGAUACCAUAAAAGAAGGCAGGGUCACUGCUAUUUAACCAGAUUGUGUGCAGGGUAGACAUGCUUUCACAGAGAAUUUAUGAUGCUUUUUACUGUCUUUCUCCAAAAUCUGUUUUUGUCUCCUUGUCAGACUUUUGAGAGAUCUCACCAAGAACUCUGUAAUAGAUUCUUCUUCACCAGGAAAUUUAUAUUUUUGGUCUUUUUAGUGCUUUUUUGACUACAUUGUGCCUAAUUUCCAUGUGUUACAAUUGGAGACCAUUUCAAAUAAAUUCUGAUGUACUAUUACUUCAAUAUCAUUGUUAUAAUAAUCUGUUAUAUUGAUUGCCACUUGUACUAUUCACAGAUUCCAUGGGCUUUGUCUUUGGUUUUUAAACUAUAGAAGGUAGUCAUCACGUUUUCCUUUUACCAUAUUUCAUUUAUGUAUUUCAUGAAUGGGAACAUUGUCAAUUAUCAGCUUGAGUUUAUUUUGGCAGCUCUACAUGAGAGAACUGCAGCUGGUUUGAUGUUGGGGUAGUGGAGUCUUCAGUAUGGUGUUCCUUUUAAUCUGUUUGGCAGCUGCACAUUAUGUAGAAAAUUUUAGUUCUAGAUAUGGGAGGAUUAUGGCCUCCUUUCUGAUGAGUUUGAGUGAUAUAAUCUCUCUGCUCUGCUGAUAGGUAAUUGGAAAAGAUGAUGUGGCUGUACCCUCGCAUCUUUACAAAGUGAUUCUGGCCCGAAGAAGUGAAACAUCCACAGAUCCUUUGGUACUUGGGGCCUUCGUGGUACCCAAUGACGCUAUUGGCUUUGACCACCAGCUGCCGGAAUUCCAAGUUAGUAUUGAAGACCUGGAGAGAAUGUCAGGCCUUGUUUUCUUCCCACAGGUGAAUAAAACUAAAGACGUUAGCAAUAUCUGUGAGGUUGAUACUUGUAAGCUGAUGAGUUUGGAAGAGUUCACUCUGUACAUCACCACUCGGAAGUUGCAGAGUGCAAGGACACUGGAAAGGUUGAGAAAGAUCAUGUCUGAAUUACAGGAAAAGGGAAUUGAGCCCGAUGAAUAUCUCUUAAAGGUUUAUAAAAAGAAGGAGGAGGAAUUAGCAGUGCAAAAAUCAAUGGAAGCUAGAGAAGGGAGAUCUGGUUAA
This is a messenger RNA of Podarcis lilfordi (Lilford's wall lizard), 20179 nucleotides long. The record is from the annotation of a GenBank genome assembly. NCBI's taxonomy places the organism in Eukaryota, Metazoa, Chordata, Lepidosauria, Squamata, Lacertidae.